Messenger RNA from Menidia menidia (Atlantic silverside), 1323 nucleotides. The record is from the annotation of a GenBank genome assembly. NCBI's taxonomy places the organism in Eukaryota, Metazoa, Chordata, Actinopteri, Atheriniformes, Atherinopsidae.
AUGCGAUGCUAUCUUCACGCUCUCCUCCUGUGCGUGGUCUUCACCCUCCUCUCUCUGCUCUAUGGCUUCAGUCAGCUAGCCUCCACUUUGGAGGACGGCGACGAGGGGAGUGUGAAACAUCACGGAGGGAGCGGUCGUGACACCGGGCACGUUUUCAGGAAAACACCGGGACUUGCAGGCCUUCGAGGUCGCGAGGAAGGGCUGGACAGGUGUAAAUCACUGUCAGUUUCUUACUGGAAUCCCUAUUGGAGACUGCCUGCUGAUGUUUGUGGAGUGAACUCCUUAUUGGAAUCAUCUUUUAGGUCUGGCUCGGUUGCUAAGGAGCUCAGUGAGGAGCGGAGUCACCUGGCUGUGGUGGCCUGUGGGCCCAGGCUGGAGGAAACCCUCACCAUGCUGAAGUCCGCCACUCUUUUCAGCAAAAAGCCGCUGCACUUCUACAUCUUUGCCGAGGACGAACUUCAUGACAGCUUCAGAAAUGCUCUGGAAUCAUGGCCCCAGGCGGUCCAAGCAAAAUUCAGCUAUUCCAUCUACCCAAUCACGUUUCCCAAGGAGAAUGCCAAGGAGUGGAAGAAGCUCUUCAAACCCUGUGCCUCCCAGAGGCUCUUCCUGCCUCUGAUCCUUAAAGAAGUGGACUCCUUGCUUUACGUGGACACAGAUAUCCUGUUCUUGCAGCCCGUGGAGGACAUCUGGGCUCUUCUCUCUCAGUUCAAUUCCACGCAGCUGGCCGGCAUGGCCCCGGAGCACGAGGAGCCUCGUAUUGGCUGGUACAACCGCUUUGCCCGCCACCCCUACUACGGCAAGACGGGCAUCAACUCGGGGGUCAUGCUGAUGAACAUGACGCGACUCAGGGAAAAAGUCUUCAAGAACGACAUGACGGCUGUUCGGCUGCAGUGGAAGGAAAUUCUAAUGCCCCUCCUCCAGAAGUACAAACUCAAUAUCACCUGGGGUGACCAGGACCUUCUUAAUAUCAUAUUUUCUCAUAAUCCAGGCAGCCUAUAUGUGUUCCCCUGCCAGUGGAACUACCGUCCAGACCACUGCAUGUAUGGCAAUAAUUGUCAACAUGCCGAGCGAGAAGGUGUCUUCAUUCUCCAUGGUAACAGAGGAGUUUAUCAUAGUGAUAAGCAGCCAGCAUUUCAGGUGGUCUACGAGGCCAUCCGGAAGUACCCCUUCAGUGAGGACUUGGAGACCUCUCUUUUUCGCCCACUGGAGGCGUUGCUGCAGACGACCACACACACCUACUGUGGCAGAGCCAGCCACUUGUUUACCAAGAGGCUCAAACGCAGCAUUACGUCUGUUCAACAAGAAGCCACGCUGAAGAGAUGA